Molecule: messenger RNA, 2311 nt
Organism: Physella acuta
Lineage: Eukaryota; Metazoa; Mollusca; Gastropoda; Physidae
Product: myoglobin
Biological process (GO): 'de novo' NAD+ biosynthetic process from L-tryptophan
Cellular component (GO): cytoplasm
Molecular function (GO): L-tryptophan 2,3-dioxygenase activity; indoleamine 2,3-dioxygenase activity; metal ion binding
Source: RefSeq, a predicted model, not a curated record
UGCUUAAGUCUAGAGAGUCCAUUUGGAUUUAACAUUAUAAUUCAACUUUGACUCAUGGUUUAACCAGACCAAUCUGAAUUUUUCAUCAAUUUAAUGAACAUGUUUUUAUCAACAUUAUAUUGAAUGUAAUUAUUCUCCGGCUUACUAACAAAUACUAGUCAAAUACUCUUAAUCCCUUAAUCUAUGAAAGGAUUAAGUAAGGUAUGCCUACAGGAUAUAGCCUUUAUACCUAUCAUCAUACCUGUAUUACCAUUACAACAGCUGUGCUGUCCACACAUUACUACAGGUGUAGACCAACAGCUUACACAUUGCUACAGGUGUAAUACAGGAGUGGUCAACAUCCUACACAGCCACACAACUGAUCAAACUGCUCUGACUACAACACACCAAUUUCAAAUAUUUAACUGUACCUAUCCCAGGUAGAAUUCUAGAUCAAAGCUGUUGAUGAUGGCCACUAAAGAAGGGGUUGACUCUUCUAGAAAAUUGGAUCUCCAAAAGUUUCAUGUGUCUUAUGAUACUGGGUUGAUGCUGAAAGACCCCUUAAAAGAACUUCCACCUUAUUUUCGAGAAUGGAACAGAAUAGCAGAAUCCUUACCUCAGCUGGUGAAGCAAAAGAUAUUAAGAGAAGAGGUUCAUAAGAUGCCACUUUUGGACCACAGAAAACUUGAGGGCUACAGACAAAAACGUUUGGCCCAUCUCCAGCUCUGUUUCAUCACAGCAGGCUAUGUGUGGCAGGAUGGGGACAAAGGCGUUACCAAGACACUUCCCAAAUGUGUAGCAGUACCAUUUUAUGCCAUCUCAGAGGAGCUUGGUAUCAAACCAAUUUUAGGUCAUGUUGACUUGGCUCUGGCCAACUGGAGGCUUAUCAAUCCUAGUGGCCCAUAUGAAUUUGAAAAUUUGGAAUGCUUGUACCAUUUACCUGGGGAAGCUGCAGGUGACUGGUUCUGUAUAGUCACAUUUAUGGUUGAGUUCAGCUUUGCCAAAUGUUUGAAGCCACUGGCAAAUAUUUUUGACCUGUUACCUAAAGCCCAUCAUCAAAAGCUACAAGACAGUACUGGCUUAAAUGAAACGGUCAAUGAGAUAGCCUCACUUUUAGGUGAGGUGACCACAGUGAUACACUUGAUGCAGUCUUCACUGGCUAGAAUGCAUGACAAACUUGAAGCUAAAACAUUUUUUAAUCUGAUACGGCCAUUUUUGGGAGGUUGGGGAGGUGCAGACAACCCAUUACCAGAUGGCCUCAUUUAUGAGGGAGUCUCAGACCAACCCAUCAAGAUGACAGGUGGCAGUGCAGCACAGAGCACCACGCUACAAGUUGUUGAUGCACUUUUGGGAGUUAAACACACUCAAGAUAAAAAAGAUUUUUUGACAACCAUGAGGUGCUUUAUGCCCCCCGACCACAAAAGUUUCAUAGAAGAUUUAGAAAACAGACAGUUCAAAUUGAGAGAUUUAGUGCUCUCAACAAACAGUGAGAGGCUACAGUCAGCCUACAAUAAAUGUGUGACAGCACUGAUUGAUCUAAGGACCUACCACAUAAAGAUUGUAACAAAGUACAUCGUCCAAGCUUCUCAGACUAUGAAUGAAGGGAACUAUGAGAGUCUUGACAAGAAGGGAACAGGGGGAACAAGUCUAAUACCAUUCUUAAAAGACAUCCGCACAGACACGAAAGUCAGGAUUGUACCUGAAACAGACACAAAAGUCCAGCACAAAAGACCAAAUUUUAGCCUAAAGUUUGGUGCAGUUGCUGUCUUGUCUUCUAUAGUUAUUGCUGUGGCUGUAAAAAUAUUCACUCAGAAAUAAUAAACAGCAAACAGAGGCAAAUAAAAACCUGACCUAGACAUAAAACAACAAAAGUUUCUAUUGAAAAUUUACAUUUUGGAAUUUUUUCACUAAUUUGAUGAUAGACAAGCAAAACAGGAGUACUAAAGGGUUUUACAGUAAAAAAAUUAAUAAUUGAUUCUUCAAACUUCUAGUCUGAUUUUGUAAAAUUAAACAAAUUUCUAGGUAUCUUAGUAUGUAUUCUAGUAUGAAAAGAAUAAUUUACACAAUUAGGUUGUUAAUUGUUUCAUUUUGUUUGGCUAGAAACCUGGUCACUGUACAGGCCUACAGUAUUAGUGAAGUUGUUGAAUACUUGCCAUGUUGGACUUUGAGCAUAUUAGUAAAUACUUCUUGUUGCUUAGUUUUUUGAAAAAUGUUCCAUCUUUUUCUGUUGAAAGCUAGUCCUUCUGCUGAUAUAUUUAUUAAAAUUUAUAAUUUAUUUGUAAAUUGACUAUAAUUAUUAAAUCAAGUUAAAUCUAAGUACAAAUUUUUUGUU